AUUAUUACAAUCCGAACAGUUGGCCAUAGCCACCGCAUUGACUUACACCGUCGUCUCCUGACGGCCGCGAAUGUUAGCGCCAAAUGUCGUUAUUUUUCGACGAACAAAUUAUUUCGGAUUGGUGAUUUUCCGAAAUUUUGGUUCCCUCGUUUAACAUCUAUUGAUGACAAGAGAAUAUCACGAAAUCGCAACUUUCGUUAGUAUAGCGUUGUGCACGUUGAAAACAUAAUUGACGUUCGGUGUGCACACUCAAAAACAGAAUGGCCAUCCCGGAAAUAUGUAACGCCGAAAAAAUGAUAGGUUCCGAGUUACUGUACCUGGAUGCCGUUGGGUUCCAAGAGAAGAAGAGACCGUUGCUAAAGGUCGACACGUUGGAGGAACUUAAGCCGAAAAAAGGAAGUUCGUUCAAACAAAUAGUCGUAGCGCUGGCUGCUAACGUUGGUACCAUGAACACCGGUCUCGUUUUUGGGUAUUCUGCUGUGAGUCUACCACAAUUGCAAGCAAAAGGAUCUCGUUUGCUCAUAAACCGACACCAAGCCUCGUGGAUAGCGAGUGUAUCGACUAUUGGAACUCCAUGCGGAUGCAUUCUUAGCGGUUAUCUCACCGAUUUAGUAGGACGCAAAAAAACUCUCUUGUUCACACAGUUACCCGCCAUCAUUGGAUGGAUAAUGAUAGGUUCUGCGACGUCAGUAGAGUGGAUAUAUGUGGGUAGAUUUUUGGCCGGCCUUAGUUCCGGUAUGAUAGGUGCGCCUUCCAGGGUGUACACAUGUGAAGUGUCGCAGCCACAUCUCCGAGGUGUGCUUUCGGGAUUCGCAUCCGUAGGAACUUCUCUAGGAGUGAUGUUGGAGUAUUUGGCUGGCUCAAUAUUAGACUGGUAUACGUUAGCGUACUUCAACGCUUUAUUAUCGACAACUGCACUGUGUGCGGCAUUUUUCAUACCGGAAUCGCCAUCGUGGUUGAUAUCGUCGCAAAAAGACGAAAAAAGAUGCAAGGCUAGCUUGAAGAGAGUCAGGGAUAGCACCUGUGACGUGGACGUCGAAGUUAAUAACUUGGUAACUUUUUCAGAAAACAACACAAAACUAUCCGCAAAGAAAAAAUUAAAGAUGAUCUGCCAGGCGUCUACCGUAAAGCCGUUUUUAAUACUCACCACUUACUUUAUCCUAAGUCAAUAUUCUGGACUAAAUGUAGUCACCUUCUACGCCGUUGACAUUAUCAAGGACUCUGGGUCUACGCUGGACAAGUAUGUGGCUACAAUAUUGUUGGGUGUAAUCCGAUUACUGUUUACCGUAAUCGGUUGUAUGCUGAUGUGGAGGUUCGGCCGCAAGACUCUUUCCUACGUAUCAAGUAUCGGAUGCGGUCUUUCUAUGGUGUGCUUUGGCGGAUACAUGGUUCAACACGACAUUUGGAAGUCACAAGGGAUAACGCCUCGCGCUACUUGGGUGCCGGUCAUGAACUUAUCAACAUUCUACGCAGCUUCGACUAUAGGUUAUCUGAUCGUGCCAUGGGUGAUGAUCGGCGAAGUUUACCCAAAUCAAGUCCGAGGAGUGGUCGGAGGGUUGACUACGUGCGUUGGCCACUUUUCGCUAUUCGUAGUGCUUCAGACUUACCCGAUUUUCCAAGAACAUUUCACGAAACCCGGCACGUUUUUCAUUUACGGUGUUGUAGCUCUUAGCAGCACGUUGUUUAUCUACUUGUACUUGCCGGAGACCAAAGGUAAAUCUUUGCAGGAAAUCGAAGAAUCGUUUGUGAAAAAAAAGAAACCCGACAUUGGCAAUAAAGUCGUUGUUCCCGACAUUGUCAAUAACUUGCCAAAAGCUGCACCGAACGUGGUUGUAUAAACACUUUCAGUUCGUAGUAGUCAGUUGAAGUUAUAAGGAAAUUUCUCUGUAAUUAGUUCCUUUAAAUUUGAUCUUGAAUUUUACUUGACUUCGGUGUCUUCUAAUAUGGCUAAUGUAACGAGGUGUGCUCAAUAUUUAUGCAGACCGAGUGUCUUAAAUAAAACGUCAUUAAGUAUUAAAAUUUGGAGACUUCAAAUUUCGUAUAGGUUAUUCAAAUGUUUAUCUUUUAACGUUUUACUAUAAUUGUUUAAUUUUUGUUGGCAAGUACAUUUAGUUUAUGAUUACUUUACCUAAUAGUUUCUAGAUGUUUCUUAAGACUGAUUUAACAAAAUUAUUUAUUAUUGCUAAAGAAAAUAAUAAUUUUACAGUUUUUCGAGAACACGUUAAUAUUGUUAUUAUAAAAUAAUUAAUACCAAACAUUCAUUUUUUUAAUACAAACGAAUGUGACGACUUGUUAGUACAGGUAAUUUUUUAUGUAUAU
This is a messenger RNA of Adelges cooleyi (spruce gall adelgid), 2319 nucleotides long. Its product is annotated as facilitated trehalose transporter Tret1-like. Gene Ontology annotation, biological process: transmembrane transport. Bases 261 to 1838 code for a protein of 525 amino acids. Gene Ontology annotation, molecular function: transmembrane transporter activity. Lineage: Eukaryota; Metazoa; Arthropoda; Insecta; Hemiptera; Adelgidae. The record is from RefSeq and is a predicted model, not a curated record. The transcript has 8 exons. Gene Ontology annotation, cellular component: membrane.